Molecule: messenger RNA, 2484 nt
Organism: Thyridium curvatum
Lineage: Eukaryota; Fungi; Ascomycota; Sordariomycetes; Thyridiales; Thyridiaceae
Exons: 1
Coding region: 1-2484 (827 amino acids)
Source: RefSeq, a predicted model, not a curated record
AUGGCCGAACCGACCGUCCCGUCGCCCGCCCAGGCAGGCGACGAGCAGCCCCUGGCUGUCGACCUGCGCAUCGUCUCGCCGUCGCAGGGCGUCCCGAACCCAUUGGUCAUUGCCGAUCUUCCUGCAGCGACUACCGUCGGAGGGCUCAAGGACAGACUCCGAAGCAGCUUGGUUGGUGGCGGGAACCAUCAAGACGUCCAGCUCCGUUUGAUCCACCGAGGUCGUGUGCUGGACCAUGACCAGGCAUCGCUCGAGCGCAUCUUUGGUGCUGCAUCCGUACGUACAACCUCUCCAAUCGCCACUCGCUCUUGGGAGGAAUUGCUAACUUCCUUCCUAUUUCAGAUUCGCGAGAGCAAGGCUCAGACCUUGCACCUUGUUCUCCGAGACACUUCCUCCCAGCCAUCCUCGCAUCCUGCACCGCCAGCACCCCAAGCAUCGACAGCAACACCGUCACCGGGACCGGCAAACAAUGCUCAACAGCAACCACACCCGCCGCACGCCCACCCGGCACAUGCACAUGUACAUAUACACGGCCUCCCGGGAGCACAGAACAUGAACGCGCGGUUCACUCUCGGUGGCCAAACGCCGCCUGCUACGCAACAGUCACCGUUUGCGGUCCCCCAGCAGCCGGGCCAAGCACACCCGAACCUGCCGCCGGCAUUUCUCGCCCAGCAGCAACAAAUUCUGGCACAACAACAGCACAUGAUGCAGAAUGCUAUGGGAUGGAUGAACCAACUGCAUCGCCAGCCGAACCUAGGACCUCUGCUUAAUCAGCAUCAACGGGAGAGGGCAGCGAUGGGCUUCAACGGUAUUCACGAUCCGGCGAGGAAUGCCCAGGCCGGUCAGGCCGAUAACACCGGCCGGAACAGUCCAGCAGGCCAGCCUUCCCAUCAUACGGUGGUGAGAGAGGGAGUCUUACCCAACGGAUCUUGGCGCAUUACUGUGGAUGGCAGUGUCAUUGGCCCACAAGGACCGUUGAUGAACACUCAAGCGAACCAGGCCCGACAGAGUCCUGGUCCUGGUCUGGGCCAGCAGCCCCAACAUGCGCACGUCCACAACACCACACAACCGCCUAGGGGCCCGUUGUCGGUUGGAGACGUGCAAAACAUCCUCCGCGGGGCCGACGCAAACCAGGCCGCUCAGAUCAUGACGAACGCUAUGCACCGCAGUGCGUCGGGCGCCUCGCUUUCCGGUAUGGCUAAUGGCCCGAUGCCGUUUGGGGUGACCGUGCCCGCCGGCUUGCGCCCGGGCCAUCAUUAUGGCAUUAGGAGCAGAACAGCAACGCCCGAUCUGCUCGUCACACCGACCCAGGCUAUGUCGAGCGCUUUGUCGCGAGCACAAGCCACCUCGGGACGCCCAGAGGUGUAUAUACUCUCAUCACCUAGCGGGCCCCGGGCGCUUCUCAUCAACAAUAAUGCCGAGGCGUUCUAUACUCCUGCUGUACGAGCUGCACCUGCACCAGCCGUACAUGUACAGGUUCACCCUGCAACCUCACCGUUGAUGGCAGUUCAUGCUCCUCAGCCACCUCAACGAGCAGGCACACCCCACCCGGCAAACGACAUCGUAGAGCAGUGGCGUCAGAACGCGGAACAGCAACAUGCCGCACAGCAAUUGGCACAGGCGCAGGCCCAGGAGGGUCAGCAGCAACAACAGGCCGCCAUGCCGCCGCUGGGCCCCCCUCUACAAGUCAACAACCCCGGAGCGGGCGCCAUCGCGGCCAUGUGGCCGCACAUCUGGCUGCUCAUCAGGAUGGCCGUCGUGAUCUGGUGCUUUACCUCGCCGCACUGGAGCUGGACGCGCUGGAGUCUGGUCAUCGGCCUCGCUACGAUAGUCUUCAUCUUCAACACGGGCCUGCUGGACAACUUUGCGCCCCAGGCCCUCGGCCCCUUCCGACGGCACCUCGAGGGCUUGCUCCCCAUGGUGGACAACCACGGCCGGCCGCGGAACCCGCAGGACCCGAAUGCCCCACUGGCGCCGGGCCAGGCCGGCGGUGGUGUUGGUGCCGCUGCUGGUGCCGGUGCAGGAGACGGAGCAGCGCGAGCGGACCGGCAGCCGGACCCGCGGGAGGCGGCGGAGAGGAUGGUGGCGCGGCACAGGGUCGACAAUGCGAACUGGCUCAUGAACCAGGUGCGCCGGGCGGAGAGGGCCGGCCUCCUCUUCCUCGCCAGCAUCGCUCCCGGCGUGGCGGAGCGGCACAUUGCGAACCUGGAGGCGCAGGAGCGGGAGGAGAGGGAGCGGAGGGAGGCGGAGGAGCGCAGAAGGGCCGAGGAGGCGGCUGCUGCUGCGGCUGCGGCUGCGACUGCGGCUGCGGGAGAGAAUGCAGGGGGGGAGGGUCAAGACCAGGGUCAGGAGAAGAGUGCGGAGGCGGUGUCGCAGAGCGCUGAGAAUGGAGAGCGUGCUGGCGCCGGUGCUUCAGGCGAGGCUGGUGCUGUGAGCGGGCAGCAGCCGAGUGCUCCGCGGGAGGGCGCGCUCGUCGACGUGUAG